GUCGACAUCAAUGAUACGCUGAACGUACGGAUACGAAGCUGCACAGCAUGGUAGCUGGAGGUGACGCUGUCAGCAAUAUACCUACUUCGGGUAGGUAUUAAGGGGUUAGAUUGGGCGAGCUCUUCACGGCAUAAUAAUCACUUCCUACCGCAAUAAUUGAGCCUAGAUCGGCCUAUCGGCGCUGGGCGUUCUUCGCUACGCAAAACAUAACCUUCCAGCUAUAGCAGGUAGGUUGGAACUAUUGGGUGGCGUCGUGCAGAUGCUAUCUCUAUGAAGAGCUAAGCCGUAGCCGCGCUCGCUUGACUGCAACCCACCUCCAUUUGCACUGAAUGUCGCUAGAUGCUUUGAGUUUUCUUACGAUACCUACUAGGAAAAGCUGUCUCUCACAUGGCGUUUCUUUCUCAGCUUGGCGUUCGAUGACUUUUCUACCUUCACCUCAGCCUUCCGUGUCUUCACUAUGCUUUCUAUUGAAGAAUAUAGAACACCAACAGUCAUAUCGAUCAAGCAGCCAAGUAUUUCGAGCUGUGCCCGAUUCUGAGCCGAUUCGAAUUCCAAGGUCAUCCGCUUCUUUAUCUGUCAGCUAUGCAACUCUCGUACGUCGUUCUAGCUGCAGUCGCAUCCCUCGCUGUUGCGCAGACUCGGUCAUCAAAGCGCGGAUUGGUGUUUGUCCCCAACCCGAACAGCCCGCAAGAUAACAAGAUAUGGGUCCAGUCAGGGUCGGAUCUAACUUGGUACUAUAAUUAUGGAUCAACGCCAUCGCCUGCCUUCGACGACGUAUCCCAAGACGAAUUUGAAUUCGUCCCUAUGUUAUGGGGUGCUAUUAAUGACACCUCAUUCCUCGACUCGGUUCAAGGCCAGAUGGAUUCCGGUCGUCAUAUCACACAUGUGCUAGGAUUCAACGAGCCGGAUACCCAGUAUUAUGGUGGUAGCAACAUCCAACCUUCGGAAGCGGCGGAUGUGUGGGUAAAGAACAUCGCACCUCUCGCAGACAGAGGUGUCAAGCUAGGGUUACCAGCUUGCACGGGUGGUUGGGGAGGAAUACCAUGGUUGCAGCAGUUUCUCGGGAAUUGCUCCGAGUUGAUCAGCACAGGCGAUGACAAGAAGAAUUGCACGUAUGAUUUCGUGGCGAUCCAUUGGUAUGGGAAUUUCGAGGGUUUGGCGAGUCAUAUGGGCUCUUACGCCGCCGCAUUUCCGAACGUCACCCAGUGGAUCACUGAGUAUAACUUCAACGAUCAGGACCUCGCGACAACACAGGCUUUUUAUAACACGUCUUCCGAGUAUUUCGAUCGCAUGGAUUCUGUUGGGCGCUACAGCUUGUUUGGCUCUUUCCGGUCCGGCGACAGCAACGUAGGGCCUAAUGCCGUCAUGUUGAAUAACGACGGAGACCUCACGGACAUCGGCUCGUGGUAUUUGGGCAUCACCGGUACAGGUGUCGAGCCUCAGUCAGGAUCGAGGAGAGGAUACGCACCCAUGGUAGGCGCAAUCAUAUUUUCGAUGGUUUUGGGGGCUUUCCUCACGAUUUAAUCGAAAUUUGCAAAAGACAUCCAAGACGGGGGACCUCUCAAUAAUAUAUUAGAAUUUCUUUAAAGUUGAAUAAAUUUAGAAUGGCAAGGCAAAUUCAUCAAUCGGAGUUUAAGGGAGCUACCCCGGACUUCCAAGGGGGAUGGACCUUGAAUGAGUUCAGUUUUUUUGUAAGGGUACCUGGAUAAAUAAUAUCAGUUGGCAGCCAGUGAAAAGUACUAGGUACAGAAAAUGAGACCCCACUGAUACAUCUGCCGAUGGCCGAAGUGACCGAAGCAAGCCUCGGCAAAAUGCUAGGUGCUAGGUUCCUUGUAGGUAUUACCUCGAUUUCAUCUUCUCGGAAAGCG
Annulohypoxylon maeteangense is the source of this 1868-nucleotide messenger RNA. RefSeq names its product glycoside hydrolase family 128 protein. Gene Ontology annotation, cellular component: fungal-type cell wall. Gene Ontology annotation, biological process: fungal-type cell wall polysaccharide metabolic process. Lineage: Eukaryota; Fungi; Ascomycota; Sordariomycetes; Xylariales; Hypoxylaceae. The record is from RefSeq and is a predicted model, not a curated record. The transcript is spliced from 2 exons. The coding region runs from base 583 to 1524 and encodes 313 amino acids.